AUGUCCCUCUACAGUAUAUUUCGAGCCUUGGAGUUGUCGAAGGCCAAGAGACACAUCUGCACCUUUCAGUUGACGAACGAUCGUCCAUCAUGCAAAGAGCGCUCGAAGAUCCAUCUACGGAGCGUGUGCCUGGUGGUUCAGCGCUCAACACUGCCCGGGUCGUCCAGGCUUUCAUGCCAUCGAAAACGACGCUAUUUAUCGGGGCUCUUGGCGACGAUUCCAACGGAGACUUUCUCCGCUCCUGUUGCAGUGCCGCCGGUGUCGAUAUGA
This is a messenger RNA of Saprolegnia parasitica CBS 223.65, 270 nucleotides long. RefSeq lists its product as hypothetical. Lineage: Eukaryota; Oomycota; Saprolegniomycetes; Saprolegniales; Saprolegniaceae. The transcript is spliced from 4 exons. The record is from RefSeq and is a predicted model, not a curated record. The coding region runs from base 1 to 270 and encodes 89 amino acids.